UUUGAAAAUGACAUUUUAAUUGUAUUGUUUCACUGACUAAUACCUGCCUCUCUGAGGUAUGUCCGCCAAGUGUAAACACGUCCUUUAAGUCACGUUAGUAGCGUCUUUACGUGCUCAGCUGCUAAGCUACGUGCUGUAAACACAAACCACGUGACUCGCAGCUCUGGCCGUCAGCAGCUUUUUGCAGCAGCGGGACGAAUGACGGCUUAGACUAGAGGAAGUUAGUUCAGCCAGCCCGCACUACUAUGUCAUCUCUACACCAAUUGUACACACCACUGGACUGAGACAGAGGAAGGCAGCAGCAGCAGCAGCAGCAUUCAUGGAUAUUGUGGACUCUUUUAACCUUUUAAUACCCAGUGACCAGUUGGAUGACACCCUAAUCGUAGGUCAAAAUCUGGAAUGUGAAGCCAGUAAUGAGUUUGGGCCAGGACUCUGCCUUGAAGAUUCGCUGAAGAACAUGUUGAGUGACAAAGACCCCAUGUUUGGAUGCGCAAGCUCUCAAUUCAACUUGCUGGAUAGUGAGGACCCGACUUUUCAAAUUCCAGGCGCAACAGAUAUAGGUAGUGGUUCAACAUCUGACCUUGGUGGGGAACUGACAGUGACAGAGACCAAUCCAGUCAGGCGAGCUGUAGGCAGACCCAGAAGACGUCCAUGUAAUGUUGAACUAGAUACAGAAUCCGCGCCCACGGGACACCUGGAGAAUAAACCUUUAAAUAGGCAACAGAAGUCGUUUUUGAUCGACGAAGGAGUUAAGGGCGUGCAACUGAAGAAGGAACUAACUCUGGGUGGGCGCAUCAAUAUCAACCAUCUUGAAGGCGGAUUAUGGUUAAAACCUUCUGUUGUGCUCAAACGACUGACCGUCACCAUUGGAGGAUUCAAAAUUGAACUACUCCCUGGACCGUCUUAUCUCCAUGAUGCCGACGCUAACUUUGACAGUAGUUUUUCCUACGGCGGCGACAUUGGGUUUACUAUGUUGUCCGAAGAUGCCGUUAGUGUGUCUAAUUCUGAGAAAGUUCCCCACUUGGAUGAUGCCAAGAAGAAGUGUGUAGAUGAUAUUCCCCUUGGACUGGGUCCCUACGUGAACCCAAAUGAUGUCCAGGCGGCUAAUGGGAUGGAAAGUAAAAGUUCUUUUCCACAGGAAUCUGGAGUUGACAAUCAGAAUGUGGUAGGAAAACAAAAGCCUGACAAAGAUGGUGUUAAAUCGCCACCAGACAAUGGAGCAGCUAGUAACACGGUGGAUGUUAAAGAAAGGAAAGGAAUUACAGCCAAAAACCUACUCCAAUCCAAGCAACCGCUUAAUUCCAAUAAGAAUAAAGGAUUGAUUCCAUGUGAACAAAGCAGCAUGGCUAAGGGAGCUAACAUUUCCCAAAGUGUACCAUCCAGAGUUGUCCAAAGAGAUGACCUUCCUAAAUCAAAAUGUAUUAAAUUGAAGAGAAGUAGUGAAUCUUUAAAAAGGCCUGGUGAAAACAACCCAAGUGAGCAUGCUUCUAAACUCCAAAAGAUGCACACAGGAGAAAACAAAGUCAAGCCUAUUUCUCCAGUGAAAAAGACGCCAUCUAGUGGCUACCAUGCAGUUGAGCAGCACAGUCCAACCAAACCCUCCCAUGCUCAAAACUCCUCACAUACCGCCCGUCCAGGCCAUUCUCUCAAAACGCCAGAAGAAGCCGUACAGGAGAAGCCUAAAACAAAGAAGCUGGAAAAGAUCCUUCAAAGGCAAAAAAGUAAAACGUCAAGAAGCAUCUCGGUGGACGAACCACAGCUGUUUGUCCCAGAUAACGCUCCGGCUGUGAAGAGGGAAAGUAUCGAGGAGCAGCCUGCCAACAGUGAGUCUGUGUGGGAUGGAAACAACUGCUGCGGUUUGUGCAAGAAACACCACAACAAUAUGUUCAUGGUUGGCUGCGGCCGCUGUGACGACUGGUUCCACGGCGAUUGUGUUGGUCUCGACCUGCCUAAAGUACGUGAGAUGGAGGAGGAAGAUGAGAUGUACGUGUGCUUGAAGUGCUGUGAGGAGGAGAGCAAAAAGGUGGAACCUGACCGCCCGACCGGACCCGUGCCCGAAAUAAGAACUGGCACACCGGAUCAUAAGCAGGCUGCCAAUCCAAAGCCAGGAUCCUCCCAGGCACUGACAUCAGGGAGUGUCAGAUCAGUAAAGAAGGAACCAGGUAGAAGAUCGUCUACAGAACCUUCUCAUAAAACAGGAUUUCCCCUCAAACUUGAGGCAAAAGUUAAAUCUGCAUCUUCCACUUCAAAAAGGCGUGCAUCUGUGGAGGAGAUCAGGCGCAGCGUGCGUGAUUCUCUGAAAGAAAUCCUUAUACAGAGGUUGAAGGACUCUGACUUGAAUAUACCUGUGGAAAAAGCGUUAGAAGUUGCCAAGAAGACAGAGAGAGAACUCUUUCAUAUGUAUAAAGACACAGAAAACAAAUACAAGAACAAGUAUCGAAGCUUGAUGUUUAACCUUAAAGAUACUAAAAAUAAUGUUCUCUUUAAGAAGGUUCUCAAGGGAGAAAUCUCUCCUGCUAAUCUAAUCCGAAUGAGUCCCGAAGAACUGGCUUCCAAGGAAUUGGCUGCUUGGAGGCAAAGAGAGAACCGACAUACAAUUGAAAUGAUUGAAAAAGAGCAAAGAGAGGUAGAGAGACGCCCAAUCACAAAGAUCACGCAUAAAGGGGAGAUUGAGAUUGAGAGUGAAGAACCAGUGAAAGCACCUGAGCCCGUGAAGGAGGUUGAAUCUCCAGUCAAAGUGACAGAAGCCCCUGUAGAACCUUCGAGUGGUCCUGAGAAGGUCGAAGAGAGCACAGAUGAAGAGAAAGACACCACCAAGCAACACAAGGCUCAUUUAUUUGACCUCAACUGCAAGAUCUGUACAGGUCGUAUGGCGCCCCCUGUGAAAGAGGCGCCCACCAAAGUGGUUAAAGUUGCUACUACGGUGGCAAAGAGGCAGUCUACCAAAGGAGAUGAGGCGUGCACUGCACCCCCUGCUGUUGAGGACGACUUGCAUCUCUCUGUCCUAGAAGAGAGCUUUCAGAAGGCUCAGACCAGCUAUGAGCGAAGGUCUGAUUCUACAUCUGGUGGAGAUGAUGACACGUCGUUUCUCUCCACUCUGACAUCCCUGUGGCGAGGUUUCAUUACUAUGCACUCUGUGGCCAAACUUGUCACAAAAGCUUUCCCUGUAUCUGGCAAUUUGGACAACUUGACUCAGGAUUUUCCAGACAGCAUCCAGGUUGGUGGGAGGAUAAGUCCCCAGACUGUGUGGGACUACUUGGAGAAGAUCCGUGCAACUGGAACUAAAGAAGUGUGUCUGAUUCGCUUCUCCCCUGUGACCGAGGAGGACGAGAUCUCCUACACUCUGCUUUAUGCCUACUUCAGCAGCAGAAGGCGUUUCGGGGUGGUGUCAAACAACCGCAAACAAGUGAAAGACAUGUAUAUCAUUCCUCUGGGUGCUACUGAAAAAGUGCCACAUCAGCUUGUGCCCUUUGAUGGACCUGGUCUCGAAAACAACCGAGCCAACCUUCUGCUGGGACUAAUAAUUCGCCAGAGGCCAAAAAGAGAUUAUCUUCCUGUUGUCUUGAAUGAAGCAGCAAGGAUGUCUCCUGAAGUCAAAGCCGUUCCAGUUUCUGUGAAAGAAGCGCCUGCAGAAGAAGAAGAUGAGAAGCUCUUCUUGGCCUCCUUGACGACUCCGAAUAAAAGCGAGCAGGAAAAACUCCUGGAGACUGCGGAGGCGACGGAAGAGCCGAUCACUGAAUGUUUUGAGGAAGCAGCUCCUUCUGGGAAGAACAAUCCGGAGUCCCAAAAGCCUCUUCGCUUUCUUCCUGGCGUGUUAGUGGGCUGGGGUGGAGAACUACCGCCACUCCCCGAUUUUGGAGAGACCCCGAAAACCGAAGCACUAACGAGCGCAAGCUCCAAGAGUCCGACUGCCGCUGCUCCCCGAGAACGCUUUGUCAUUAAGAAAAAAGAAGUGAAACCCGUCCAAGCAGAACCGGCGUCUCCCUGCCAGACGGAGGCUGUGAACGCCUCAUCGGGAAAAGCUGCUGAGGCGGCGCCCCGAAGUGCUCCCGUCACCCUGAGAGAUAAGCCGCCGGACGUAUCGACCGACGCUUUCUUGGAGAGCUUGUCGGCGACGACACAGAGCCGGGAAGAAGUGAGCAGCAGCCCCAACCCGGAGGACGCCGCUCUGUUCGCCGAUGCAGACAACAUGAAGCCGGAGUCCCAGGCGGCGUCAGAUCACACUCAUCACUCCAAAGCUCCUCUAAGUGGGAUUUUGAAAAAGAUUUCCGCCUAUUCGAGUGCGACGGAAAAUAAAGCCAGUGAAAGUUCCCCUAACGCUCCUGCGGAGACCAAACCUGCGCCUGUGUCGUGCGGCGCUAAGAACAGCCCUGUCACAACAUUUCAUCAGGGCCUGUUACAGAUGUCUCAGGCCAAGCAGAAGUUGAAGGAACAAAACCAAAGUGAAGAUCCGGCUGAGGUAAGAUCGCCUUCAACUCUCCCAGCAUGCAUCAGUGCUGCAGCUGUCGCCCAGCAGCAGCCUGUUCCCAACUCCUUCCACAACCCGCACGUCCAGGACCAGAACCAGGCCACAGACGAGGCCCCCCAGGAGGAGCAGCGCUACACCUACUGCCACCCGUGGGAGAUGCCGCGUCACAGCGAGGAGCGGGACGAGGGCGAGGAGGAGGACGAGGAGGAGGGCGAGGAGGACGGCCAACACCAUCAUCAACAUCACCGCGGCGGCAGCAGACACCGCAGGGAUUCUCACCACGGGAAGAAGAGCAAGCACCACAGCCGGGAGCGCGAGAGGAAGCACGAGCGUAACCACGACGACAAGCAGCGAGAGAGAAGCAGACACCACGCACACGGCGAGGACCGAUUCGGCGAGAAGAGGAAAGAGCGAUACCACAGCGACGACUACAGCAGCCGCCACAAAGAACGCCACCGACAUCGGCGGGACUCGGACUAUGAGAACGGACGCAGGGGCUCAAAAGACUCCAAUUACUCCUAAUUAUUAGUUUUUUAAAGGAAUUCCAUCGAUGGUGUUUGGUGCUCUGACACUCAUUCAAACCACUUCUGCUUUUUAUUUCAUCAUCACGUCCCUCCUUUGACCUUUUUGUAUGAAGUCAUAAACGUCAUCACACUCACUUGUCCAUUUAGAACCCUUAACUCAACCUCUAAAGUUUACCGAGCACUUCAAGCGGUGGUCCUAACAUCUUUAAUCUUAGUAUAAAAACACACAAAAGUAUUUCAAUCGUUCAUUUGUAAAGUGAGCGUCGUCACUUUCUCUCCACCGUUCAUCACUCCCCAUAUCAAAUUUUAACCUUUUAUAUUCUAAACAUCUGCUUUGUGUGUACUGGACAGUCCUGGUAGUAAUGAUAAGACGUUCUUAUACAUUAGGUCAGUUUUUUUUAAGAGUUAAGACCUUGGCCACAAAAGGAAAACUAUUGACUUUGCCUACGUUCCCAACUCGGCUACUUCUUUUUUUGUUUUUUUUAAAAGAUUGCUUUAAAUAUUUUAUAGUCUUACUCUCUAUUGGCGAAGUGCGAUGUACAUUUUGGCUUGUAAUAUACCUUUAGAGAUGAAGUGUGCCUUUGCACCUGUGUAUGUACAGUUGGUAAUAAAGCUCAUUCUUUUUUUAUUGUU
Entelurus aequoreus (snake pipefish) is the source of this 5625-nucleotide messenger RNA. RefSeq names its product PHD finger protein 3 (gene phf3). Bases 320 to 4990 code for a protein of 1556 amino acids. Lineage: Eukaryota; Metazoa; Chordata; Actinopteri; Syngnathiformes; Syngnathidae. The transcript has 16 exons. Gene Ontology annotation, biological process: DNA-templated transcription. Gene Ontology annotation, cellular component: nucleus. The record is from RefSeq and is a predicted model, not a curated record.